Balaenoptera ricei (Rice's whale) is the source of this 459-nucleotide messenger RNA. RefSeq names its product zinc finger protein 706-like. The record is from RefSeq and is a predicted model, not a curated record. Bases 14 to 244 code for a protein of 76 amino acids. NCBI's taxonomy places the organism in Eukaryota, Metazoa, Chordata, Mammalia, Artiodactyla, Balaenopteridae. The transcript has a single exon.
UCCUGGCCCAGAUAUGGCUCGUGGACAGCAGAAGAUUCAGUCUCAGCAGAAAAAUGCCAAAAAGCAAGCUGGACAAAAGAAGAAACAAGGACAUGACCAAAAGCCUGCUGCCAAAGCUGCCUUAAUAUAUACCUGCACUAUCUGUAAGACACAAAUGCCAGACCCUAAGACCUUCAAGCAGCACUUUGAGAGCAAGCAUCCUAAGACUCCACUUCCUCCAGAAUUAGUUGAUAUUCAGGCAUAAAGUUGUUUACAGGGGAAUUUGUGACACCUUUGACUCUUCUCCUCACUCAGACCUUAGGUAACAAACCUGCAGCUGCUUUGCUAACAAACUGUUGAUCAGCAAAAAUAAAGGGGCUACAGAAACACUCAUUUUUAUGCUGUUCCCUUUUGGGCUUCAUGCAAAGACAAUUCUGUGUAAAUGUACAGUUGACUCUGAUUUGGAAAUCUGAAAAUUAG